CACACAGCGCCUGGGGUUUUCCGCUGUGUUUGGUGUCUGUGCGGUUUUGCCCCGCAGGUCCCGCAGCCAACAUGGCCUCCAUCAGAGAGCGAGCUGCGGCCCUGCAGCUGCGGGCCUUUUCUCCUCCAGGUAGUUCAGCUGCUGGAGUGAAAGCAGUGCAGUCGUCUUCCAUCUGGAGCGACCUCAUCACCCACCUGAGGUCCAAGCUGACGGUGAAGCGCCGACUGGUCCAGUUCAAGGCCCACAGCGACUGCUUCGUGGGCUCUGAGGCCGUGGACGUCCUGCUGCGGCACGCCGCCAACGCUAACGGCCUGCCGGGUGAUGGCGCUGUCUCCAGAGAGCAGGUGGUGUGUGUGUGCCAGGCUUUGCUGCAGAGCGGUGUGUUUGAGGCCGUGGGAACCAGAAACAGGAGGCAGGAUGCGUUUGAGGACAGUGGGAGCGCUCUGUACCGGUUCGCCGAGCGACGCCGUCCUGCCGUGGAGGAGCUGCAGCGACACGCUGCUCUGGUCCAGCAGCUCUUCCUCGGCGCUCCUCCUCCUCCUCCUCCUCGGCCCGAGGAGCCGGCCGGGUCCCCUGGGGGGCCGGAGGGGCCGGUGGGCGGUCCCAGCAGGGGGCGCCAGACGGACACAGCUCUGCCUCAGUCCUUGGUCGACCAGGUGUGGCAAGAGCAGACGCUGCUCAGGCUGCUCAACCUGGUGGAGCUCCCCCUGCUGGAAGGAGUCCUGCAGUGCAGCCAGAGCCCGACCUCUGACCCCUCAGCCGACCUGCUGCUGAUCAGCGACAGCCUGGACAGACGGAUCCUCCAGGCCUUCAGGGACUCCCAGGAAGACGACUGGCUAUCCAGCGGUUUGGACUGUUUGGACUUCCUGCCUGACCAGCAGGUGGCGGAGCUGAGCAGAGAGCUGCCGCUGCUUCCCCCAGACAGCAGUGACCCAGAACCACCACACGGGGGCGCCAUUCAAGGCAGAGGGCCCAGCAGUGAGGACGAUGUACCGGCUCGGCCCCCGGCCCCGGGGCCGCUGCUGCUGUUCGGCUUUCUGGUCAGGCACUACGGCAGCCGGCCGCCUCUGCUGCCUCCCAACAUGGCGGCCGUGUACGCGGCCGUGGCCGAGCUGCUGGAGAAUGGCCAGCUGGAAAAGGCGCUGGAGGCUCUGCAGCUGUGUCUGAAGCUGCCCCCUGGCUGCCGGGAGGAGCUACGCAGGCUGCUGACCUUCAUGGCUGCUGCGGCUGAACCACGAGCGCCGAAGCUGGACAAGGAGGUGGAGAACAGAGCGGCGGUGAUGAAGGCGUUCUCCAAGGCUGUUCUUCACAGCAGGAGCUUUCCGAAGGAGAAGCAGGACCUGAUGCUCAACUUCCUGCUCAGCAACAGACAAGAAGUCUUUAAGAUUCCAGGAUCUCUGCACAAAACCAUCAGUGAGAAGCUGGCGGGGCUCGCUCAGACCGAUGCUGCAGCAUCUCCUCCCAGUGCGGCUCCUGCUGCCGCAGCCAAGCAGGCCACCCAGCAGGCCACCCAGCAGGCCCUGUUGGAGCUGCUGCGCAGCAUCAACCUGGACCGCAGCAUGGCGCCGAAGUACAGGAAGCGUCUGCUCAGGCAGUUCUGCUCCGCCCAUCCACAGAUCUUCCACCAGUACUUCGGCGACUCCGCCACCGCUCAGAUCUAGGCAAACGUUUGAUUUUCUGCUUUUGAACCAUUUCUCCUUGUGUUCUGGAUCCUGUCAGUGAUUUUUAUGCAGUUUCUGCUUCUUGUAUUUCCUCUGCAUGUUUGUUUGUUGACUUGCUUGAUUUUAAGAUAAUUAAAUAAACCUUACAGUUCCAC
Molecule: messenger RNA, 1816 nt
Organism: Poeciliopsis prolifica (blackstripe livebearer)
Lineage: Eukaryota; Metazoa; Chordata; Actinopteri; Cyprinodontiformes; Poeciliidae
Product: DEP domain-containing protein 7-like
Biological process (GO): intracellular signal transduction
Source: RefSeq, a predicted model, not a curated record